Messenger RNA from Coccomyxa subellipsoidea C-169, 378 nucleotides. RefSeq lists its product as hypothetical. The transcript is spliced from 4 exons. Bases 1 to 378 code for a protein of 125 amino acids. Gene Ontology annotation, molecular function: 8-oxo-dGDP phosphatase activity; 8-oxo-GDP phosphatase activity; 8-oxo-7,8-dihydroguanosine triphosphate pyrophosphatase activity. NCBI's taxonomy places the organism in Eukaryota, Viridiplantae, Chlorophyta, Trebouxiophyceae, Coccomyxaceae. The record is from RefSeq and is a predicted model, not a curated record. Gene Ontology annotation, biological process: DNA repair.
AUGGCCCGGCGCACGCAGAGGCAGAAAUUUGCAGGCAUGUGGGAGUUUCCUGGCGGCAAGGUCGAGCCGAAAGAGCGCCCUGAAGCGGCACUGAUCAGGGAACUGCAGGAAGAGCUUGGGAUCGAGGUGGACGAGGCAGAUCUCCGACCCUUGUCUUUCGCCUCGCAUCCUUAUGACAACUUCCAUCUCUUGAUGCCUCUCUAUGAAUGCACAAGGUGGCGCGGGGAAGUGAGUGGGAAGGAGGGCCAGGAAGUGGAGUGGUGCAGCGUUGCAGAGAUCCGGCGGCGGGAUCUGCCGCCAGCUGAUUUGCCACUGGUAGACGCGGUGGAGCGUGCGGCUCAUUUGCAUGCGCAGACAGCACUGUCCAUUGCGACCUGA